AUGCAUGGUGCAAUACAGAGUACAGCUCAAAUCAUUUUAGGUGUGGCAUUCAUACUGGGAAAUUUAGGAAAUGGAUUCAUAGCUCUGGUGAUCUUCAUGGACUGGAUCAAGAGAAGAAAGAUGUCUUCAGUUGAUCGAAUCCUCACUGCUUUGGCUCUCUGCAGACUUGGUGUGCUCUGGAUAUUACUAUUUGAUUGGUGGGUAUCUGUGACUUAUUCAGAGAAUUGGAUUAGUGAAAAGAUGUUAAGAAUUAUUUAUGUUAUCCGGCAUGUGAGCAGUCACUUUAGCAUCUGGCUUGCAACAGGUCUCAGCAUCUAUUAUUUUCUUAAGAUAGCCAAUUUUUCCAAUUCUAAUUUUCUUUACCUUAAGUUUAGAGUCAAAAAGGUGGUGUCAGUGACUUUUCUGGUGUCCCUGGUUUUCUUAUUUAUUAAAAUUGUACUGUUGAGCACACAUUUUGGUUUCAGGAUUGAUGGUUAUAAAACAAACAUGACUCACAGUUUCAACUUGAGUCAUAUUGUACGAGUUCCCAAAUUUUUUUUAUUCACCAACACAUUGGUUACAUCCAUACCUUUUGUUGUGUGCUUCAUAACUUUUCUCCUGCUGAUCGUCUCCCUGUAACAUCACAAGAAGAUGCAGCAGAGUGGCAUAGGAUCCAGAGAUGCCAGCACCAUGGCGCACAUAAAAGCCUUGAAAAUGGCGAUUGCCUCUCUCCUCCUGUACACCAUUUUCUUUGUGUCACUUUUUGUGAAAAUUUGGAGCUUUAAGUUUCUGGAGAGAAGUCUGCGCAUUUUAUUUAACCUGGCUACUGGAAUUAGUUUUGCUUCAGGCCACUCAUGUGUCCUGAUUCUUGGAAACAGCAGGCUUAGGAAGGCCUCUCUUUUGUUGCUGUGGAGGCUGAGGUGCAGGUGCAAAGGUUUGUGA
Molecule: messenger RNA, 921 nt
Organism: Castor canadensis (American beaver)
Lineage: Eukaryota; Metazoa; Chordata; Mammalia; Rodentia; Castoridae
Product: taste receptor type 2 member 14-like
Biological process (GO): detection of chemical stimulus involved in sensory perception of bitter taste; sensory perception of taste; G protein-coupled receptor signaling pathway
Cellular component (GO): membrane
Molecular function (GO): bitter taste receptor activity; G protein-coupled receptor activity
Source: RefSeq, a predicted model, not a curated record